CAUUGUAGAAGACUACAUAUGUAGGUUAGAAAUCAGGUACAACACAGUUAACUACACCUAAUCGAUAUCGGAUUUACAGAUACCUACCCAGACCUCGGCUUCGGACCAGACCUUAACAUUGAAAUAUCUACUACAUAAUACAGAAGCGCUCAACACAUAAUCAUCACUUGAAAAAAAGAAGAAGAAGACAUGGCCGCACCAAAUCAAUCUCUAGCCGAUUUCCAACGCCAUGUCACUAGCAAUCCUGAUGCGUUACAUGUGGCCUUUGACACCUAUCCAUGGACCAAAGACCGGGUAUUUCUCGAACAACUCAAAACUGCGCUGAGCAAUGCCAAAUCCAAUAUAGACAGGUUUCCUGAAAUAUCUCUACAGAUUCGGGUCCAGAGGUUCGAGCAGUCAACUCAGCUCAAGGUUGACGGCGAAGCAUUCACACAAUGGCUUUCUAACAACAAUCGGAUACCAACAAGGUUCAUAUCUGAGCAGGCAGUUAUGGAUGAAGUGAUGACAGUGCCGGAUCCACAAGACAGGCUGCUCGCGCAACUUCUGGUAUUACUAGGCGACGAGCUAGGUCCUAUCGCUCUUUCUCAUCAAGCCGCAUCUGCGCCUGAUCAGGCGGGCGUCUCAAUUCCUAGUUGGCAAAGCUCCGCUCCGACGGCAGCACUCUACAUAGAGAAGGACCCGUCAUCAGCGGAGCCCGGCAAGGAACCCUAUCCCAAGAAAUUCGAGGAGAUUAUUGAGUUCCUACAGACCGGUAAGGAAAUACCUGGGAUUAGGCAGAUUCCAGAUACGGUUAUUGAAGAUCCGACCAUCACAACCCAUGGCCGUCUUGCGGCGCCGCCGAAGCCAUGGGAGAUUGGGCGAACCCCCUCUACUGUUGAGUUAGAGCUGCCCGCUAAGCAGGGCGAAACAUAGAUAGGAUAAUGUGUAAUUAAAGUGAAAGCCAGAUAGGGUAUA
This is a messenger RNA of Hypoxylon fragiforme, 954 nucleotides long. RefSeq lists its product as uncharacterized. Bases 190 to 912 code for a protein of 240 amino acids. NCBI's taxonomy places the organism in Eukaryota, Fungi, Ascomycota, Sordariomycetes, Xylariales, Hypoxylaceae. The record is from RefSeq and is a predicted model, not a curated record. The transcript has 3 exons.